This is a messenger RNA of Trypanosoma rangeli, 1608 nucleotides long. RefSeq names its product putative tRNA modification enzyme. Gene Ontology annotation, biological process: tRNA methylthiolation. Gene Ontology annotation, cellular component: endoplasmic reticulum. The record is from RefSeq and is a predicted model, not a curated record. The transcript has a single exon. Gene Ontology annotation, molecular function: tRNA (N(6)-L-threonylcarbamoyladenosine(37)-C(2))-methylthiotransferase activity; 4 iron, 4 sulfur cluster binding. The coding region runs from base 1 to 1608 and encodes 535 amino acids. NCBI's taxonomy places the organism in Eukaryota, Euglenozoa, Kinetoplastea, Trypanosomatida, Trypanosomatidae.
AUGGAGGAGGCGGACAUGGAGGAUGCGUUCAGCGUCGAUGCUGCGCCAACGAUAGCGAGUGAACGUUCUGUCUUUGUGAAUGCUCGUCGGCGCAACGUGCCACCGGCACAGCGUGAAGACUACGGUGAUGGUAUUCCUGGCAAUGCAACCGUGUUUGUGCAUACAUUUGGAUGUGGCCACAACGUAAGUGAUGGCGAGUACAUGGCAGGGCUUUUGGCGCAGACUGGCUACCGCAUCACCGACGUUUUCAACGACGCGGAUGUGUAUCUUCUCAACUCGUGUACCGUCAAGAACCCGAGCGAGGAGCAUUUCAUUAGCAUGAUGAAUCGCGUGCGAGCCCUCGGUAAGCCUCUCGUCGUCGCCGGAUGUGUGCCGCAGGCGGACCCGAAGAACACGCAGUGGGAUGAUGUGAGUGUGAUUGGUGUCCGUAGCAUCGAUCGCGUUGCUCAGGUCAUUCAUGAAGCUCUGCAAGGUCACUGCGUGCGUCUCAUUGGAGCGAGUGAGUAUACCAUUAAGACACAAGAAACCAAUGAACUUCCACCACUCGAUCUCCCAAAGAUUCGACGUAAUCGUUUUAUUGAAAUUAUUCCCAUAAGCGUUGGUUGCCUGAAUCACUGCACAUAUUGUAAAACAAAGCAGGCCCGUGGGGAUUUGCGGAGCUGGCCAAUCACGUCCAUUAUUUUGCGGGUUCGUUCAAUUUUAAGAGAAGGUAUAAAAGAAAUUCGCCUCACCUCUGAAGAUGUUGGAGCUUAUGGCAUUGACAUUAACACCGACUUGGUUUGCCUCUUGCGUGCCAUUGUCAAGGAGCUUGAGGGGACGGAUGUCAUGCUGCGUGUGGGGAUGAGUAAUCCGCCGUACCUCCUACGGCAGCUGGACGACUUCGCAGCCCUUCUUAAGCAUCCAAAUUUGUACGAGUUUAUGCAUAUUCCUAUACAGUCCGGAUCCAAUCGCGUUUUGGAGGCGAUGCAGCGGGAGUAUAGCGUUGAAGAGUUUUAUGAGUGUGUGCAUCGCAUACGCGGCGUGGUUCCAAAUGUGACGCUUGCCACUGACAUUAUUUGUGCGUUUCCGGGAGAGGGAGAGGAAGAGUGGCGGGAUACGAUGAACGUCUGUGCUCAAGUCCGCUUUCCUGUUCUAAACAUCACCCGUUUUUACCCGCGUCGAAACACACCUGCAGCGGCCAUGAAACAAAUACCCACCGAGGUUGCGAAGCGGCGUACGACGGAACUCACGGAGUUUUUUAAUUCUUAUCGUACCUUUGAUCAUAUGAUUGGCGAAGUACACACUGUGGCACUUCUGGAAACAGCGCACGACAAGCACCAUCUCGUGGGGCAUACAAAGGCCUACGUGCAGGUUCUUGUGGACCCUCAAGAAGGCAGAUUGGGGGAAACCGUCACUGUCGUCAUCACCUCUACGACAAAGUACAGUGUGAGAGGUCGAGUGUUGCGCAGCCGCUUGGAAUGGCUCUUGGCGAAGGUGACGAAGACGGUUCAUAAUCUCAACUGGAAAUCACUGACUGUCUUUGCUUCCGUCGCGUCAGCAUCCGUGGCAGUGACAUCUAUAGCAAUGUACAAGGCGGCGUUGACGCGGAGACAGAGAGGUGGAGUGUGA